Messenger RNA from Antechinus flavipes (yellow-footed antechinus), 3246 nucleotides. RefSeq names its product vomeronasal type-2 receptor 26-like. The record is from RefSeq and is a predicted model, not a curated record. Gene Ontology annotation, cellular component: membrane. Gene Ontology annotation, biological process: G protein-coupled receptor signaling pathway. The transcript has 6 exons. Bases 1 to 1893 code for a protein of 630 amino acids. Gene Ontology annotation, molecular function: G protein-coupled receptor activity. Lineage: Eukaryota; Metazoa; Chordata; Mammalia; Dasyuromorphia; Dasyuridae.
AUGUCCCAGCCUGAGGAGGCCUCCAGGGCUGGGGAGCGGCUAGAACGAGCCCACGUCCCAGGGAGUCCCCAGACCCUUGGAAACCUUCCAGGCUCUGGGCAGUUUUGCUACGAAGACCUUCACCCCAUGGGUUACUUCCCUGGAGAUGUAGAGAUUGGCUUGUUUAUACCCCUCUGUUCACCUGAAGUGAGCAACACAACAGGAGCAGCACGGUUUCGGAGUUUUCCUAAAAAGGCUUGUAGGGCUUUUGGAUGUAAUGACAAGAAUUACCAGCAAUACCUCAUGCCUAACUUCACUCUACGUGAGAUUAACAGGAAUCCCAAUCUGUUGCCCAACAUUUCCCUGGGAUGCCUUAUAUACACCUGCUAUUCCGGUGAAGAAAGGACCUUGGAGAGCUACCUGUGGUGGCUGUCUGGAACAGACCAGAUCAUCCCUAAUUACAACUGCAGAGAGCGAGGAAAGGUUGUGGCUGUCAUUGGAGGAGCCACGUCAGCUCUCUCUAUUGAAAUGGGGACCCUGCUUGACCUCUACCAUGUACCCCAGCUGCACUCCUACCUGAAGAACACCCAGUUUGAGAACGUUGUUGGUGAGCAGGUGUUUGUGGAUGAGAACAGACGCACAGAAGCUCACUAUGCCAUUAUGAACUAUAUAUACUUCAAUUUUUACAAUGAUCAUCUUCUGUAUGUGGGGGACUUUAUCCCAGAAGCUCAGCUCAGUCAAGAGUUUACAAUUUGUGCAGAUGUCAUCGUGUGGGACCCGUGGAGUUCAGAGAUUCCCUCUGCCAUAUGUAGUCCCAGUUGUCCUGCUGGAUUCAGGAAGUUGCCUUUGGAGGGGAAGCCUCCUUGUUGCUUCAGCUGCUCCCCAUGCUCAGAAGGAGAAAUCUCCAGCCAUAUGGAUGCUGAGCAGUGUAAGAAGUGCCCAGAGGAUGAGUAUCCCAAUGAGCAGAGAGAUCGCUGCCUCCCCAAGUCUGUGACCUUCCUGGAUGUGAAUGAACCCUGGGGGACGGCAGUGACAGUUGUAGCUGUUUCACUCUCAUUGCUCACGGCCCUGGUUCUGUGGGUCUUUGUGAAGUUCCAAGACACUCCCUUAGUCCAAGCCAAUAACAGGAACCUCAGCUACCUGCUCCUCACCUCCCUUUCCUUCUGCUUCCUUUGCUCCUUGCUCUUCCUGGGCCGUCCCACAACUGCUUCCUGCCUUCUCCGACAAACAGUAUUUGCAGUUGUGUUCACAGUGGCUAUUUCCUCCAUUCUGGCCAAAACCAUCAUAGUAGUUCUGGCUUUCAGGGUGACAGGGCCAGGGAGCAGGAUGCGGAUGUUCCUUCAUCCCAGAGUGCCCUACUGUGUGGUUCUCAUCUGCUCCGGAGUCCAAGGGCUUUCCUGUGCCAUCUGGUUGGGGACCCAUCCCCCCUUUCCAGAAGCAGACACACGCUCUGAAUCCAGGCGCAUCAUCCUCACAUGUAACGAGGGCUCCGCCUUUGCAUUUUACUGUGUCCUGGGCUACAUGGGCUUUCUGGCCCUGGGCAGCUUCACCAUAGCCUUCCUGGCCAGGAACCUACCCGAUGCCUUCAACGAAACCAAGUACAUCACAUUCAGCAUGUUGGUGUUUUGCAGCGUCUGGGUCUCUUUCCUCCCCACGUAUCAGAGCUCCAAAGGGAAAGCCGUGAUGAUCGUGGAGAUCUUCUCCAUCUUGGCCUCCAGCACCGGGUUACUGGGCUGCAUUUUUAUUCCCAAAUGUUUUGUGAUUCUUCUGACAUCAUGGGAAAAUAACACAAAACAGACCAAGAAUCAAAGGAGUUCCAGGAGCAAGAAUUCUAUUUUUUUUUUAAAUUUGAUAUCUUUGUUUUCCCCUGUUCCAUAUGAAACAACAUUUUUAACUUUUUUUUUAAUGCUUUGACUUCCGCAUUCUCUCCCUUCUUUUCCAACCCCAGAACCAUUGAGAUAUCACAUGUGCAGUUACACAAAAUAUUUAUACAAAUGUCUUGUUGAGAAAUACAUGUGUAUCAUUCCUUGGAUUAAUAAAAAGAAUCCUUCAAAUAAUAUUUUUACAAACUGUGUGACAUCAACAGUUUCAUCAUAAGACCUUCAGAAUAGUUUGGAUCACUGUGUUGUUGCAAAAGCAAAGUUACUUGCAGGUGACCACUCCACUCUAUUGCUUGACUUUGUGCACAUUACAUUUCAGUUUGCUCAUGUUCAUGUCUAUCCUUCCAGAUUUUUCUGGUCAUCAUAGUUACAGAAUCAUCAAAGUAUUCCAUCCCAAUUACAUACCACACUUUCUUCAGCGAUUCCGCAUUUGAUGGGAAUUCCCUCAAUUUCUAAUUCUUUCCCCAAGAACAGAGGUCACAUCAAUAUUUUUGUAUGGAUAUUUCCCUUUCCUUUUUUUCUUAAUCCCUUUUGGUUUUCAAACCAUGUAGUGUUAGUUUUAGGUGGAUGAAUUUGUCUAACUUUAGUGCCUUUUCAACAUAUAUCAUAUAUUUUAAUCAAUAUCUAUUGGGGACUGGCUCAUAUUUUAGUAUAUUUCAAUCAUUUAUCUAUACGUUUGAGAAAAGCUGGCUGCAGCAAAGAAAGUUGCUUCAAAAUGUUGUUCACAAUGAUUGUUGCUGACUAUAUAUUUCCCCGUUUAUUUGCUUUUUUUUUUCAGUUUAUCCCUCAUGAAAGGGUUUUACUUUUCACCACACAGUUCACAAUAUUCCCUCUCUUUUCUCACCGUAGCCUCUGCUCUUAUUCCUUUACCCCCUACGAUCUUGCAAAAUAAUAUAGAAUUCUAUAUCUAUGUUGAGUGUGCAUGUUAUUUCCUCUUAACAGCCAAUUCUAAUAAGUGUAAUAUUCACUCUCUCUCCAUCCCCUCCUUCCUUCCCCUCUAUUAAAUACUUUAUGUUGCUUUUUUAAUAGAAGAUAAUUUAUGCCAUCCUCCUUCUCCCUUUCCCUUUCUCCCAUUACAUUCCAGCAAUCCUUUAAUUUAAUGUAAUUUCUUUCAUCAAGUAUUUUCAUAUUCAUAUUCAAUUCACACCUAUGCACUCUGUUUGUAUAUACUCCUAACUUCCCUAAUAACAGGAAAUCUCUCGUGAAAUACAAAGAUCAUCCUCUCAUGUAAGAAUGUAAACAGAUAAAACAGGUUAAUUUCCUUAUGAUUUCCAUUUCCUGAUUAACUACUUGUGCUUCUCCCGAAUUCUGUAUUUGAAAGUCAGUUUUUCUGUUCAGCUCUGGUCUUUUCACAACAAAUACUUGGAAUUCCUCUAUUUCCCUGAGC